AUGGAUCCACAGCUGUGUCCUGACAAAUGGAGAAAGGGAACAGUUUACUCCACUUUGUUGGGGGGGGAAAAGCAACAACCAAAACGAAAAUCAAGUGAAAGUGGGACCCUGAAGGGGCAGAUCCAGGGUCAGAUUGCUCAGCAGAAAGCACAAGCAAAGGAGGUAAGUAACUUCGUUAAGGCCUGUAGAGUGAUGGAACAGAGGCUCGCUCAGGACAUCCGAACACUGAAGGGACACUGGGAAAAAUAUGGUUACCAAGCUCCCAGUGACACCCAGAGAACAACCAAGGCCGAAGGUCAGGAGUCAGAAACUGAAGAUGAAAUAGCAGAUGAGAAUAAAACCAAAUCAGCGAGAGGAGAGAGGGGAAGCCAGGAGGAGGCUGGAGGUAAUCACUUCACAUCGCCUCCGACAGCGGGACCGCCAUCAUUUAUUAACUUGCUGCAAACGCCGCAGCUCUCUGACUUUGGUCUGUCUGAGAUGCAGCUGAAGAGAACUCUGGCCGGGUGCUCUGAAGUGCCUCCUAUGCCUGAAAUGAGCCUCCCUCACCCCUCACUCAACACGCCCGCACCCCCGCCCAUGUCCUUAACCCCCAAAUGUGCCCUGCGGAUGGAUGACGAUGAGUUACAGACACCUCAGAUGUCUGACUUUGGCAUUUCAGAGCACACAAUGUGUCUGAACGACUUCACUAUGGAUCUGCUCCGGAAGAAUGUUGAAAAGCCCCAAAGACCACCACAAGACAUGCCUGUAUCACCAGAAAACACUCUAAUGGACAAUUUACACAAACAAGCACAUAACUUGGAGUCCCCAGAGCCACCUGUGUUUUGCACCCCGGGGUUCAAGAUCAAAAAGACAAACCUUCCCCGCUCCCCACUUGCUCAAAGAAAUGGUGACCCAGAAUCCCCCGAACGCCUUAAAAACCUGCCCACCACCCCCGAGAUCCCAGCAUUUAAAACCCCAUACGUUCACCGACUUGUCAGCAACAAAAAGAGUGCACAGCUGCCUGAGCCGAUCAUCAUGCAAGCUGACGAGGAAACCGAGACCCGUGAACUUUCAACACAUUGUAAACGCCCAUGGGAAUAUGAAGUGCCAGAAAUAUCCAUCAUGGGUGUUGAGGACAAUCAGAUGCCAGAUAUGCCAAACCUGGAGUCUGAUUUGGGAAAUUCUUUACAAACUGGAAGUGCAAAAAGGCCCAGGAAGACUUUGAAGCAUAAAAAGGUGACCAAGGAGCCCGUUGUCCACAACCUGGAGCUGGACGGACCCACCCAGGAGUUCAGCUUGGGGACACCUCGCAUCAGGAUGGACUACCAAGACCCCAGCACCCCAGAGAUGCCAGACCUCAGCUCUGUAACACAGGACAUCUGUAAACUUGUGUCCCAGGCUCAGUUAAAGAAGACUGCCAUGGCGGUUGUGCUCCCAAACCGAGCUGCGAGUCUGUCUGCGGUGUCGGAGAGCGAGUUCCAGAGUUUACCCAGUUACAUGAGGCAGAUGACUCUGUCCAACCUCAACCUGGCAAUCCAAAACAUCAACAAAUUCACGGCGGAGAGUCGAGGAGGACAGACAGAGUUUCUGAUGGAGGAGCUGAGAGCGAUGUGCUCGGUUGGGACCAAGACCCCGGUGUACGUCCUGUGUCUCACGGAGCUCGGUAGGCUGAAGCACGUGUUAGGGGUCGGGAACAACUCCACGUACAGACUGUGCACUCACAACUAAAAGUGACUCGGAUACGUCACAGUUUUAAUGAGAAUAUGUCAUCCGGACUCUCAAGAACCUGCUCGUACAUCUCCUUUUUUUUUUCCUGUAUUAUAAAAUUAUUUUUCAUUUCAUUUUUCAUUAUUUUUGCAAAAUUAUUUACAUCACUUUGUAGCAGUCCGGAGCUUGAUAAAAGAGGCACAUGGAUAUUAUGUAAAGUAGUUUGUAAAAAUAACUAAAUAACGUGUUAAUCACAGAAAGGUACAUUUUUAUGCACACAUUUACACUAUUCACGUGCAAAUCAUUCAUAAAGUUAAUUAUAGAAGGGCCUCUGAAACCACUGUUGGUGAGGUGAAUUGGUAAUAAGGGAAACUGUCUCGUCCAAUUCUGUAUCGUCAUUUUGUUUAAAAUUUGAAAAUGAAAAUAAAGGAUUUCAUUGUGCAACUAACCCUUUGAAUCAAGUCAUUCAGAUCACUCAUGGAAAGUGAUUUAGUGGCUGCCAUGCAUUCA
This is a messenger RNA of Etheostoma spectabile (orangethroat darter), 2196 nucleotides long. RefSeq names its product spindle and kinetochore associated complex subunit 3 (gene ska3). Gene Ontology annotation, cellular component: spindle microtubule; kinetochore; outer kinetochore. Gene Ontology annotation, biological process: chromosome segregation; mitotic cell cycle. The record is from RefSeq and is a predicted model, not a curated record. Lineage: Eukaryota; Metazoa; Chordata; Actinopteri; Perciformes; Percidae. The transcript has 11 exons. The coding region runs from base 1 to 1707 and encodes 568 amino acids.